Asterias rubens (European starfish) is the source of this 4459-nucleotide messenger RNA. Its product is annotated as Krueppel-like factor 9. The record is from RefSeq and is a predicted model, not a curated record. Gene Ontology annotation, biological process: regulation of transcription by RNA polymerase II. The transcript is spliced from 2 exons. NCBI's taxonomy places the organism in Eukaryota, Metazoa, Echinodermata, Asteroidea, Forcipulatida, Asteriidae. Gene Ontology annotation, molecular function: RNA polymerase II cis-regulatory region sequence-specific DNA binding; DNA-binding transcription factor activity, RNA polymerase II-specific. Bases 319 to 1158 code for a protein of 279 amino acids.
UCCAGUCUCACGCACACACUAUUUGGCACACACACCUCCGAUCCACACCGGCCUCUAAAAACACUCAUAAAGAUUUAUGUUGGUGAAACAUGAGGAAAGAGCUCUCGAUCGGUCUGUUUUUCGUCUGCAAUUUGGGAACGAAUUUCGUCUUGUAAGGUGUGUUUGAUAUUUUUCAUUUUCCCUGCGUGGAUACAGUCUCGAGAGUGUUUUGUUUUUUAACUACGCAACGCCACCCAGCUGAUUUGACAGCUGGCCUGACCUUCCGUGUAUCAAUUACAUAUACGUACAUCAGAAACAUCGUCAGUUCACUCGGCCGUCAUGACCAACCACCAGACAAAUUUCGACUACGGACAGCCAGAUAUGGAUGUGACAUCGGCAGCCGAAUGUCUUCUAGCGAUUGCCAAGUCCAGACCACCCUGGAAACCCCCGGUAAUCGCACCGAUUCCACGGCCAGUCGACAUGGGAUUCAACCCUCUUACACCGUACGAUUUCCACGCACAAUCUGUGACGCAGGACAGUGAAUUGGCCCAACUGCCAAAUCCUUUGUUCAUGGUGGCUAGGAUACUGGCUGAUUUAGAGACGUAUAAGAACCGAGAACUUGCCCCUUCCCCGAUCAGUGAUUGCUCCAGCUCUAUCGAACUCAGCCAAGAACAUUUUACACCGUCUGGGAGGAAAUCUAAGGGUAGAAAGACGACAAAACGUAAGGACAGAAAAUCGAACACGUGCGACGGAAAAGUCGAGUCGGGACAAAGAAAGCGCAAGAAGAGAUCCUCCCACCAUGGGCCUGACGGCGCCCCCCUCAAAAAACACAAGUGCGACUAUGCUGGAUGUGACAAAAUCUACGGGAAAUCGUCUCAUCUGAAAGCCCAUCUCAGAACACAUACUGGUGAGAGACCAUUCCCCUGCACAUGGCCCGAAUGCUGUAAGAGGUUUGCCCGGUCCGACGAGCUGGCCCGCCACUACCGCACACACACCGGCGAGAAGAGGUUCUGCUGCCCUCUGUGCGAGAAACGCUUCAUGCGCAGUGACCACCUGAUGAAGCAUGCCAGACGUCACGCCAACUUCCACCCCAGCCUCUUGAAGCGCCCUCGCAGUAUGGCUGGCUCGCUCAGUGACGACAGCAGAUCGGCGAACUCCAGCCCCGUCAAUUCCCCGUGAAUUGUAUGAACAUUUGUAUGAUGUGAACCAUUUGUAUACCUCAUCAUCCACGAGAAAAUUCACAUGACUCUUGUGAUGGGAGUUUCUCUCAAUUGCUGCACUUUUGGAUUAAAUCUUAUUGACUUGUUUGUUUUUUAUUUAUUACUUUUUCGAUUUUUUUAUUUUUUUCCGUUUGUUUAAUAAUCGGAGCAGACUACCAGAUGAAUUUCCUUUAUACCUUACAUUUUGUAUAGGGAUGCUCAGGAACCAUGCGAAAUAAUGUUUCAAUGAAAAGGCUGAAGAAAGAAUUGGUGAAAAUAAUUGUUACAGAUUUAUUGUGAGGAAUAGUUUGCCUGGAAGUAACUGCUUCCAAGCGAACUUCCAGAUGUUAUGGCAACAUCUGGUUUGUUAAAAUUUUCGGGUCAGUUUUGUUUUUUUAUCUGCGAAUUUAAGGUUGGAGAUUUUACCCUUUUGGUCUGCUUCUUACGCAAGUGGUCUCUAAGACAGAUUAUGUGGUUUGCCGGCUUCUAAUUUUUGUAAAUCACUUAACUUUAACAACCUUUGCAAAGACAAAGAACUAGUACAGAAAACCCGUAAAACUUUCUUUGGAAAUGGUCUUCUUUCAGCGCAUCCACCAAAAACGCACGUAAACAAAAACAAUCUUUAAAGUUGCAUUUUAUUAAGUAUAGCUUGUAAGUGUGAUGUUACAUUAUUGGUUUAGUGUUAAGUUGGUUAUAGUUGUUUAUGCCUGGUUUGCUAGUUGAGAUGUAAAGGUUGAAGGAUGACCACCAAAACUUAAGCUAGUCGGGUUAUAACCAUUGUGACGCACUAAUCUCAUCUGAUAAGGAGCUGUAGUUCUGAAACUGCAAGGGGGUGAGGUUCCUUUUUGUGAUACAUCACCCCCGUAGUUUUCCCCAAGCACGAGUUAUACGAAUGUAGAAAUGGUGACACUCUUAAAGGUGUAGUUGUUGACCAACAUCUCUCAAAGCCAACGCUCCUUAAGAUCCAUCCAAAAGAGAUUUACACAUGGUUGACCUGCAAGUUUACACUAUAAAAACCUCUGGGUCAAAAUCGAUCCGGGUCUUAUGGGACCUGACCCAUUUGAUUUCUUGGUCAGGCUGACCCAGAAAUCGGUGAAUCAAUUUGAAUUUUGACUAGGAUUCUGCGUCAGUUUGACCCCCCUUAGGUCCAUGUGUGAUCCAGAUCAGAUUAAUUUUGACCCAAGAGGUUUGAUAGAGUUUCCUUCAAAAAUGAUUUCCUGACCAAGUUUAAUUUGUGUGGUAAGAGUUAUCUAUUGUAUUCGUAUGUAAGUUUUUAAGGUUGGGAUACCGAUGUUUUUUAAAACUGCUGUGUUGAUAUUAUAACGUACUCUAGUCCCAUUUUUAAGUGUGAUGUGUGUAAUGGGACACUUUCCAACGCUAGGUGGCAGCAGACUUACAGGGUAGAUUUCCACUGUUUACGUAGUUCUGAACAUGUCCAUACUUCUGAAAACAAUGGCUUUACCUGGUAAGUCUGCUGCCAUCUAUCGUCCCAGAAAGUCUCCUACUGUUUGCACUGUUAUGAGUCAGAAUUGCAAAAUUCAUACUAUUUAUUCUGGGUGUUUCAUUCGUAAACGAAUGUAAAAAUGUAAAGUUGGGCUACCGCACAAAAGACGUGGUACAGGAUUACUAAACAAUCCGAAGACGAGAGAAUUUGUCAUUGUUAAAAUUAUGUUGUCAAAUAGCAGAUGAUAAUUUUAAAAUGCAAAUUAUUAGUUCAACGAGCCUGUGCCUUUAAGAUGAUUAUGAAAUUCGUUUGGUCUGUAAACUACACAGCUAUAAUAUAAAGUUAUAAUUUAACAGUUUCAUGACUUUUUAUCGUUUUCAUUCGAAAUUUUCACGUGAUUAAUUAUUGUGUUUUGUCGAAGAACACUAGUUGUGUUUUAAAGUGCACGUCAUACGUUUCCGAAAAGAGCAGGGACAAAAAAAAGUGACUCAAGAAGUGUACUUUUCAAUAAUGUACAAUGUAAAUAGUGUUGUAAUAUUUAAACCAUAUAAUCUAUAUAUAAUCUAUAUUUUAGAGUUUAAUAUACUGGUGUAGGGUUGAAUUAACGUUGAUUUUGUUUUUGUUGUGAGUUUUAGAGUCUAUGUACCCUGAAACUGGUUUUCGGCCUCAUGUUGUAAGAUAUUAAGUUAUUUGUUUGUUUUGGUUUAUGACAGUAAUAAUACACCAAAUUCUCAGAUGGUACUCUCAUCAAAAAAUUAAUUGGAAAAGAUGCCGAAUAUGUGACCAUCAAUUGGCAUUAUUUAUCAAGACACUAUUGUGGCAGCGACCGUGAGCGGCUACGACUCUGGCUUGAUCAUGAGGUGAACCAGCGUUAUACUCGUCGCCACAAAAUAAGCCAGAGCCGCCAAAUGUUGACUUCCGGGUCGCAUUGGGUGGACAAAGUUGUCAGAUUUUGCAUCUUUUUCCAAAAAAAUGAAUCAUGCCGUCUCACAAGUUCAGGGUGCUUUUUGGCGGUCGUAGUCAAUAACUGUUUCGGUUAACUUGCCCAUUUGCUACGCACUUAUCAGUGACCACCGACUGAAACAGUUAUUGGUUUCAGCCGCCAAAACGCAUCCCUGAUUUUUGAAUUUAACUCGGGCAGAAGUAUAACUUCUAUUAAUUGGGCAACAUGAGCUCAUGUUUCUUUGAACAAUUAACUCAAACACUCGAAAGGUUUUUAUGAGACUGAUUGAAAACUAAGGGACGCGACAGGAAUUAGAUUAAGUUCUCUUCCACAAAGUACCUUCAUUUUACUUAAAUAUUUAUGCGUGUCGAGCAGAUUUAGAAUGAAUAGUUUAAAAUGCUUAAUAUUUUCAGGUAUUUGCGUCAAGCAGGGCACCACCACAAAUUACAUUGUAUCUUUUGUUUUCUUUUCAUUUUCCUUCAAAAAAUUAUAUUUCUUUGAGUUUGAAGGUAAUUGAUUUAAAAAUAUAGAAACGUCGAGAAGUUUUUCAGUAAAAGAAUUGUAAUUAAUUAUUGAUCGUUCUUCCUCGUGAGAUCAAAAUUUAAAAUAUAUAUAUUUAUUACCAUUUUUGUAGAUAAAAGUAUGCUUUGUAGAUAAGUAUUAAUCUUUAACACUGUUCAUAACCUGUAUUUUUAAUUGAUUAAUUAUAUUUUGAAAACAAAUGGAAAGAGCUGGAAUAUUUUUUUUUGUGAGAUGAGAGAGGAGGUGUCUAUUGAAAACGGUGCAGAAGCAACGUAAAAAAUUGCCAAUUGGAAGUGGUGGAGUGGUGCAGACUAGAGUUGAAAUGAAUGGAAAGAGAACAAAAUAAAAGACAAAGCAAAGACAACAAAAUUA